This is a messenger RNA of Lodderomyces orthopsilosis Co 90-125, 1053 nucleotides long. RefSeq names its product alcohol dehydrogenase (gene ADH2). The transcript has a single exon. Gene Ontology annotation, molecular function: zinc ion binding; oxidoreductase activity. Lineage: Eukaryota; Fungi; Ascomycota; Pichiomycetes; Serinales; Debaryomycetaceae. The coding region runs from base 1 to 1053 and encodes 350 amino acids. The record is from RefSeq and is a predicted model, not a curated record.
AUGUCAAUUGAAAUCCCCAAAACCCAAAAAGCAGUCAUAUUCGAAACCAGUGGUGGCCCAUUAAUCUACAAAGAUACUCCCGUGCCCAAAAUUCAACCCAAUGAGAUUCUUGUCAAUAUCAAAUAUUCAGGUGUAUGCCACUCCGAUUUAACUGCAUGGAAAGGAGAGUGGCCCAUUCCAUAUAAACUCCCUUUAGUUGGUGGUCAUGAAGGGGCAGGUAUAGUCGUUGCUGUGGGUGACAAUGUUCAAGGUUGGAACGUAGGUGAUUUAGCUGGAGUUAAAUUAAUUAAUUCAACAUGUUUAAAUUGUGAACAUUGUCAACAAUCCAAUGAAACCAUUUGUCGAGCCAGAGCGUUGAAUGGAAUCAGCAGGGAUGGAACUUUCCAACAAUACUGUGCUACUGAUGCCAUUCAAGCGGCAAAACUACCUCUGGAUAUUGAUUUAAAAUCUGUCGGACCGAUUUUAUGUGCUGGUAUUACCGUUUAUAAAGGAUUGAAAUCAUCGGAAGCAAAACCUGGUCAAUGGAUUGCCAUUUCGGGAGCCGCUGGUGGGUUGGGCUCAUUGGCAAUCCAAUACGCUAAAGCAUUAGGGUUGAGAGUGGUAGGGAUUGAUGGGGGUGAAGAAAAGGGGAAAUUCGUGAAAACCUUAGGUGCUGAGGAAUAUGUUGAUUUCACCAAAUCGGACGAUAUUGCUAAAGAUGUGGUUGCGAUCACCGAUGGCGGCGCUCAUGCUGCAUUGAAUGUCGCUUCCUCCGAACAAGCUAUACAAAAGAGUGUUGAGUACGUUAGAUCAAAUGGAACUGUAAUCUUGAUUGGAUUGCCACCAAAUGCAAAGCUUUCACUUGACAUUUUAACAACUGUUGUCAAACAAAUUACGGUUAGAGGUUCAUACGUGGGGACGAAAUGGGAUACUACCGAAGCUAUCGAUUUUUUCCAUAGAGGUUUAGUCAAAUGUCCAAUCAAAGUUGUCGGUUUGACUGAAUUGGAACGCGUGUUUAAAGAGAUGGAAGAAGGUAAGGUUUUGGGUAGAUAUGUUCUCGAUACUUACAAGUGA